Molecule: messenger RNA, 855 nt
Organism: Castor canadensis (American beaver)
Lineage: Eukaryota; Metazoa; Chordata; Mammalia; Rodentia; Castoridae
Gene: Lyrm7
Product: LYR motif containing 7
Biological process (GO): mitochondrial respiratory chain complex III assembly
Cellular component (GO): mitochondrial matrix
Molecular function (GO): protein folding chaperone
Source: RefSeq, a predicted model, not a curated record
GCGGAGAGGCGGGGCGACUCCGCCGGUUGAGAGGUUGCGGUCUCGGCGUGGGGAGCCAUGGGUCAGACAGUGAAGGUUUUACAGCUGUUUAAGACACUGCACAGGACCAGACAACAGGUCUUUAAAAAUGAUGCAAGAGCAUUGGAAGCAGCCAGAAUAAAGAUAAAUGAAGAAUUCAAAAAUAAUAAAAGUGAGACUUCUCCUAAGAAAAUAGAAGAGCUAAUAAAAAUAGGUUCCGAUGUUGAACUGUUACUCAGAACAUCUGUCAUACAAGGUAUUCACACAGACCACAAUACACUGAAAUUGAUCCCUAGGAAAGAUCUUCUUCUAGAAAAUGUUCCCUACUGUGAUACACCAACUCAGAAGCAAUGAGUUUUCUAGAAUAAGACAAGUCUUUGUAUGUCUUAACUUUAUAAUUCUGGCAAAAGUCUCCUAGGGAUGCAGAUAGUCUUCUCUGAGCUUCCAUAUUGAAAAAUGAAUGGACUAGCUUCAUAAUUAAAUUUCACAUUAAAAGGACAUUGCUGAGAACUACAGAAUAUAGUCAAGCAUUUUUAAAGGACACUGGAUAAAUAUUCAUUUUUUUGUUGAAAAUCAGACUCUGUAGUGAAGUAAGUGUGUAGGGAGGUCUAAUAGCAUUUUCAGUUCUCUUCACAUUGGGAAAUCUUUUGAUGUCGCCGUGGCUAUUUGAGAAGGAAGCAUUGUAACAGGCUGGGUAGUUUUCCUCCCAUGGGAAAUGCAGUCGUUACAUAUGAAUUAUUAGAUUGAAUUGAUGUUCACACCCCAAAAUAUUAAAUUUAUCAAAAGAUAACAGUCUGUGCUGCUCUUUGCAGAAGGUGGCCUGUGUUUCCCAAAGCA